UCGUCUUGAGUGUUGGUAAUCCAGCAGGCUCUGAAAUAUUCCGACAGAUAAUAACAAAUGUUGGAUUAGAUGUGUAAAAUUCACUUUAUAUUGGUGAAGGAUCUGGUAGUUGUACCUGUUUUACAGUAGGUUUAGCUCUAAGGAAUAUGAAGAGAAGAAAUGCCGACUGUAAGCUUCGGAGGCCGUUAAAGAAAACGAAAAUAACGGAUGGAAUUUGGGGAAGUUCUUUGUUGUACUUGAAGUUCUUUGUGCUAUGGGCGCUGGUGCUCCUUGCAGACUUCCUCCUUGAAUUCAGAUUUGAAUACUUGUGGCCAUUUUACUUACUUCUUCGGAGUGUUUACGAUUCAUUCAAAUAUCAAGGCCUGGCCUUCUCAGUCUUUUUCAUCUGUAUAGCAUUAACAUCAGAUAUGAUCUGUUUGUUUUUCAUUCCUGUGCAUUGGUUAUUUUUUGCUGCAAGCACAUAUGUUUGGGUGCAGUAUGUUUGGCACACAGAGAAAGGUCUUUGUUUGCCCACUUGCAUCCUGUGGAUGGUAUUUGUAUACAUGGAAGUAGCAGUGAGGCUACGAGAUGUACGUCACAUGCCAUUCCAUUUAGAUCUUUGUAGACCCUUUGCAGCUCACUGCAUUGGAUAUCCUGUAGUAACUUUAGGAUUUGGUUUUAAAAGUUAUAUUGGUUACAGAAUGAGACAGAGAAAACAAAAAGAUGUAGCAAAAGAGAAUGAAUUUUAUAUGCAGUUGCUUAGACAAGCAUUACCCCCAGAGGUGCAACAGCAGCAGCUUCAACAACAACAACAGUUGCAGCAGCAACAGCAGCAACACCAACAACAACAAAGUCAACCUCAGUCAACCCCUGACAAAGUUAAAGGUGAAACUAAUGGUGUUGCUCAUCAAGUCAUAACAAACUCAAUUCCCUUAGCUAAGAAAGAUCAUAAAAAGCAUCCAGAAAAGGGGGAACGUGAUAAGGAGAAAGAGAAAGUAGUCCCUCAAACAAACGAAACUGCUGCAGAAAAAUGCACGUACAAAUUUUCACAUUCAAAUGGGUCUCUCCUUAAUGGAGACAUCGAAAUUAUUGAAAGAAUUGGAUCUGUCAAUGAUUUUGAUGAAAAUGAAGAGCAUGACAAAAGUGUUAAAGGCUGUCAAAGUCUGAAAUCCCAUGGAUCUAAUGGAUCAACAAACAGUAGGUGGACCAGUUCACAAGUCAGAGAAAAUUCUAUGAAUACUCAACGCGAACGCCGAAAUAAAGCGAACAGAGACACAUCAGAUAGCUCCAGCAAUAGUUCAUCAAGGGAUGACUAUUAUCAGAGGUAUUAGCCUUUAGAAUGUUAUUUUUAAAAUUUUCUU
Molecule: messenger RNA, 1340 nt
Organism: Frankliniella occidentalis (western flower thrips)
Lineage: Eukaryota; Metazoa; Arthropoda; Insecta; Thysanoptera; Thripidae
Product: macoilin-1-like
Exons: 8
Coding region: 147-1310 (387 amino acids)
Biological process (GO): neuronal signal transduction
Cellular component (GO): rough endoplasmic reticulum membrane
Source: RefSeq, a predicted model, not a curated record